AUUAUAGAACAAUAGGUUGCGGUCACCGGUGACCGCUUGGUGUUUGACAGUUUAAACAAUAAAUAAACAUAGAAUAAUAGCUACCUAUAAUUUUUGCCGCAUUUAUUUAUUUUUAAAUAUUUUAAUGUUACUGAAGAAUGAAUACAUUUUUGAAACUAAAAAUGUUAAGAGGUAGCGCUCAUAAGGAAAAGAUCGCUCGGAGGCAUCUAACUGAUUUCUCUGACUGUGUAAACUUACCUGAUUCUUAUUUACUAAAGAAUUGUGGUGUGAAUAGAAAUGUAUUCCAUAAUAUUCUAAGAUUACUUGAACCUGUCGUUCCAAAAACUCAAAGAUCUAAUGGGAUACCUUUUCCUUUAAAGGUUUUAGUGACCCUGUCGUUCUUAGCCAGUGGCUCUCAUCAGAAAUCAGUUGGCAAAGAUUUCAGUGUCAACAUAUCACAGAAAUCUGUUAGCAGAGUUAUCAAGAUUGUGGUUGAGGGCCUCAACAUGGUACUAAAUAACUGCAUCAUAUUUCCCAGUACUGCAAUGCAAAGAAACCAAAUCAAAGAAGGAUUUUACAGAAAAUAUCAUUUUCCUGAAACCAUUGGCUGUAUAGAUGGUACUUAUGUUGAAAUAGUGUGUCCAAGAGAUGAUGAAGAGGCAUUCUAUGACAGAAAGGGACAAUACUCCAUUCAUGCACAAAUUAUGUGUGAUGCUGAUAGUAAAAUAAUAGCAAUAUGCUGCAGGUUUGGUGGAGCAGCUAGUUGUGCAUACAUUUGGAACAAAAUGAACAUCAGACCUUUUGUUGAGAGCAUCAGCAGACAGGGAGAGAUGAGUUGGCUCAUUGCUGAUAACAAGUAUCCACAAAGAGCCUGGCUAAUGACUCCAAUACUGCAUGCACCUCAGGGCACACCUGACUCCCAGUACAAUCAUUUUCAAGGUAGAACUAGGAGUUGUAUUGAGAGAUGUAUAGCCAAGCUGAAAGGCAGGUGGCAAUGUCUUCACAAAAGACCACUACAUUAUACACCAGAGCAAGCAGCAAAAAUAAUAAAUGCUUGUGCAGUAUUGCACAACCUGUGCACCAGGGCAGGCUUGCCUGAUCCCCAGCCUUAUGUGGACCCAGAACCAAUGCCAGUUAUAAAUGAAGUCACAGAUAUGCCUGAAGAUAAUGUCAAUGACCUGUAUAUAGGUAUAGAAGUGAGGAGGCAGCUGGCUGAAAGGAUCUACUAUAGUGUGUAGUCUAAGACUGAUUUAAAAU
Messenger RNA from Spodoptera litura, 1236 nucleotides. The record is from RefSeq and is a predicted model, not a curated record. Lineage: Eukaryota; Metazoa; Arthropoda; Insecta; Lepidoptera; Noctuidae.